Messenger RNA from Panthera uncia (snow leopard), 7013 nucleotides. RefSeq names its product cut like homeobox 2 (gene CUX2). Gene Ontology annotation, molecular function: DNA binding; DNA-binding transcription factor activity, RNA polymerase II-specific. Lineage: Eukaryota; Metazoa; Chordata; Mammalia; Carnivora; Felidae. The coding region runs from base 249 to 4745 and encodes 1498 amino acids. The record is from RefSeq and is a predicted model, not a curated record. The transcript is spliced from 22 exons. Gene Ontology annotation, biological process: regulation of DNA-templated transcription.
GCUUCUGGGCAAAGCCUCUCGAGCCCUCGAAGAAAACUUCCCGUCGACGUCGACGUGGUGGAACUGCCGCCGCCAUCUUGCUUCGCCCUGAGGAGAAGACCCCGAGGCACCGCAGAUUGAAGAGGUGGAAAGCGCCAGCCUCCGGUGUUGAGCCGCCAAAUGAGCCGCCUCGUGAUGUGCUCCACCUCAGGACUCCCCGGUGUGUGAGAAAAUUAUCGUCUUUCUUUCAAUUUUGUGUCAAGAUUUCCAUGAUACUCCAAACCGUCAAGGAGCUUAAUUCCGUCGCUUCCGAGCUGUCUGCACGGCAGGAGGAGAGUGAACAUUCUCAUAAACAUUUAAUUGAACUCCGCCGGGAAUUUAAGAAAAAUGUACCUGAGGAAAUCAGAGAGAUGGUGGCUCCUGUAUUAAAAAGCUUCCAAGCUGAGGUGGUGGCCCUUAGUAAGAGAAGUCAGGAGGCCGAGGCAGCUUUCCUGAGCGUUUACAAGCAAUUAAUUGAAGCACCAGACCCUGUGCCUGUGUUUGAGGCAGCGCGCGGCCUAGACGACAGACUGCAGCCCCCCAGCUUCGACCCCAGCGGGCAGCCGCGGCGAGACCUCCACACAUCGUGGAAGAGGCACCCCGAGCUCCUUGGCCCUAAAGAGCAGAGAGAGGGGACGUCUCCGGCCGGACCCACGCUGACCGAGGGGAGCCGCCUCCCAGGCAUUCCCGGCAAAGCCCUCCUGACAGAAACUUUGCUGCAGAGAAAUGAGGCAGAGAAACAAAAGGGCCUUCAAGAAGUACAAAUCACUUUGGCAGCCAGACUGGGGGAGGCAGAGGAAAAGAUCAAAGUCCUACAUUCAGCGUUAAAGGCCACACAGACAGAGCUGUUGGAACUGCGGCGGAAAUAUGAUGAGGAGGCAGCAUCCAAGGCAGAUGAAGUCGGCCUGAUCAUGACCAACUUGGAGAAGGCUAAUCAGCGAGCUGAGGCUGCCCAGCGGGAGGUAGAAAGCCUUCGAGAACAACUCGCCUCAGUCAACAGCUCUAUCCGCCUGGCCUGCUGCUCCCCCCAGGGACCCAGUGGGGAUAAGGUGAACUUCGCGCUGUGCUCAGGCCCCCGGCUUGAGGCUGCCCUGGCCUCCAAGGAUCGGGAGAUCCUGCGGCUGCUGAAGGAUGUGCAGCACCUCCAGAAUUCUCUGCAGGAACUGGAGGAGACCUCUGCCAACCAGAUUGCGGACCUGGAGCGGCAGCUCACGGCCAAGUCCGAAGCCAUAGAGAAGCUGGAAGAGAAGCUCCAGGCACAGUCUGACUAUGAAGAAAUUAAAACAGAGCUGAGCAUCCUGAAAGCCAUGAAGCUGGCCUCUAGCACCUGCAGCCUCCCGCAGCCCAGCUUCUUGUCUCCUCAGGGCAUGUCCAAGCCCGAAGACUCGUUGCUCAUGGCAAAGGAGGCCUUCUUCCCCACGCAGAAAUUCCUUCUGGAAAAGCCUGGUCUUCUGACCAGCCCUGAGGAGGACCCUUCAGAGGAUGAUUCCAUCAAGGACUCCCUGGGCACAGAGCAGUCCUACCCAUCGCCUCCACAGCUCCCGCCACCGCCAGGGCCUGAAGACCCCCUGUCCCCCAGCCCUGGGCAGCCCCUGCUGGGCCCUGGCCUGGGCCCCGAUGGCCCAAGGACUUUCUCAUUGUCCCCCUUCCCCAGCCUGGCUUCUGGGGACAGACUGGCAGGGGACACACUGCUGUCCAAACAUAUGAUGCCCCCGGCCACCUUCAAGGGGGAGGCGGGUGGCCUGCUGGUGUUCCCCCCAGCCUUCUAUGGCACCAAGCCGCCCACGGCCCCUGCCACCCCAGCUCCUGGCCCUGAGCCACCCGGGGCCCCCGAGCCUGUAGAUGGGGGUGGGGGCAGCACAGCUGGGGCAGGGGCCGGAACCGAGGAGGAGCAGCUCGACACGGCGGAGAUUGCAUUCCAGGUGAAGGAACAGCUGCUCAAACACAACAUUGGGCAGCGGGUGUUUGGCCACUAUGUGCUGGGGCUGUCACAGGGCUCGGUCAGCGAGAUCCUGGCCCGGCCCAAGCCCUGGCGCAAGCUCACAGUGAAGGGCAAGGAGCCCUUCAUCAAGAUGAAGCAGUUCCUGUCGGAUGAGCAGAACGUGCUGGCUCUGAGGACCAUCCAGGUGCGGCAGAGAGGCAGUAUCACCCCAAGAAUCCGCACACCAGAGACAGGCUCAGAUGACGCCAUCAAGAGCAUCCUGGAACAGGCCAAGAAAGAGAUCGAGUCCCAGAAAGGGGGUGAGUCCAAGAACUCCACGGCCCCACUGGGCAUCACCAACGGCACAGCCCCCGCCAGCACCUCGGAAGAUGCCAUCAAGAACAUUCUGGAGCAAGCGCGCCGCGAGAUGCAGGCGCAACAGCAGGCCCUGCUGGAGAUGGAGGCCGGCCCCCGGGGCCGCUCGGUGCCUCCCUCGCCCCCAGAGCGGCCCUCGCUGGCUACUGCGAGCCAGAAUGGGGCUCCGACCUAUGUCAAGCAGGAGGACAGCAGCGGCGGUGGUGGCGGCGGGGGAACCAGCAGCAGUGCCACACAGACCUCCCUCACGGUCUUGUCCCCUGCUGCCUUCGUGCAGAGCAUCAUCCGGAAGGUCAAGUCGGAGAUUGGCGACGCCGGCUACUUCGACCACCACUGGGCCUCGGACCGUGGCCUGCUCAGCCGCCCCUACACCUCUGUCUCACCCUCCCUCUCCUCCUCCUCCUCCGGCUACUCCGGACAGCCCAACGGGCGGGCCUGGCCCCGUGGGGACGAGGCCCCCACGGCUCCCGAGGACGAAGCGGCGGGGGGCGAGGACGAGCCUCCCAGAGUGGGCGAGCUGAAGGCCGAAGGUGGCGUCCCCGAAGCGGGCAGCGGUGGGCGGCUGGCCUACUACCCAGCAUACGUGCCCCGCACACUGAAGCCGACCGUGCCGCCCCUGACCCCCGAGCAGUACGAGCUUUACAUGUACCGGGAGGUGGAUACGCUGGAGCUGACGCGCCAGGUCAAGGAGAAGCUGGCCAAGAAUGGAAUCUGCCAGAGGAUCUUUGGGGAGAAGGUGCUGGGCCUGUCACAGGGCAGUGUGAGCGAUAUGCUGUCCCGGCCGAAGCCGUGGAGCAAGCUGACACAGAAGGGGCGAGAGCCCUUCAUCCGCAUGCAGCUGUGGCUCUCAGACCAGCUCGGCCAGGCCAGCAGCCAGCAGCCCAGCGCCUCUCAGGCCAGUCCCACGGAACCGAGGUCCUCGCCGUCCCCACCCCCUAGCCCCACGGAGCCGGAGAGGAGCUCCCAGGAGCCCUUGAGCCUGGCACUGGAGGGCAGCAAGGAGAACCAGCAGCCGGAGGGACGCUCCAGCUCCUCGCUGGGGGGGAAGGUGUACUCGGGCAGCCAGGCCACGGGGGGCAUCCAGGAGAUUGUGGCCAUGUCCCCCGAGCUGGACACAUACUCCAUCACCAAGAGAGUCAAAGAGGUCCUCACAGACAACAAUCUAGGGCAGCGGCUGUUUGGGGAGAGCAUCCUGGGACUGACGCAGGGCUCCGUGUCUGACCUGCUGUCCCGGCCCAAACCCUGGCACAAGCUGAGCCUGAAGGGACGGGAGCCCUUUGUGCGCAUGCAGCUGUGGCUCAGUGACCCCCAUAAUGUGGAGAAGCUGAGGGACAUGAAGAAGCUGGAGAAGAAAGCCUACCUCAAGCGCAGGUACGGCCUCAUCAGCACCGGCUCGGACAGCGAGUCUCCAGCCACCCGCUCCGAGUGCCCCAGCCCCUGCCUGCAGCCCCAGGACCUGAGCCUCCUGCAAAUCAAGAAGCCCCGAGUGGUGCUGGCGCCCGAGGAGAAGGAGGCGCUGAAGAAGGCCUACCAGCUGGAGCCCUACCCCUCCCAGCAGACCAUCGAGCUCCUCUCCUUCCAGCUCAACCUCAAGACCAACACCGUCAUCAACUGGUUCCACAACUACAGGUCCCGGAUGCGCCGGGAGAUGUUGGUGGAGGGGACCCAAGACGAACCAGACCUCGACCCCAGUGGGGGUCCCGGCGUCCUGCCACCGGGCCACUCCCGCCCAGACCCCACCCCACGGAGCCCUGACUCUGAGGCUGAGGACCAGAAGCCUCCUGUGAAGGAGCUGGAGCCUCGGGAGGGCUCUGAGGAGCGCGUCCUACCCCCGACCACCCAGGACAAGGCCCACGUGAGGAUUAAGCAGGAACAGACUGAGGAGGACGCAGAGGAAGAGGCGGGAAGCCAGCUCCGGGACCCAGGGGAGCCGGACGAAGGCCGAGGUUCCCCCAAAGAGGCGCAUCCCGACCAUCCGGGUAAUGACAGACUCCCGAAAGUGGCCCCAGGGCUCCUCCUUCCAGGCGGGACCACUCCAGACUGCCCCUCACUGCAGCCCCCCCAGGAGAGCGAGGGUGGGGAGCGGCUACACCCGGACCCUCUGAGUUUUAAGUCGGUCUCCGAGUCCUCGCGCUGCAGCCUGGAGGUGUCGCUGAACUCACCCUCAGCCGCCUCCUCACCGGGCCUCAUGAUGUCUGUGUCACCUGUCCCCUCCUCCUCAGCCCCCAUCUCCCCAUCCCCACCCGGCGCCCCUCCCGCCAAAGUGCCGAGCGCCAGCCCCACUGCCGACACGGCUGGGGCCCUGCACCCCAGCGCCAAGGUGAACCCCAACUUGCAGCGGCGACACGAGAAGAUGGCCAACCUGAACAGCAUCAUCUACCGGCUAGAGAGGGCCGCCAAUCGGGAGGAGGCCUUGGAGUGGGAGUUCUGAAGGCGGCCGGGCGCACGAGGGCAGGGGGCACACGGGGGGCCGCCCUUCCCUCUCUCACUUGCCCUGCCAGGCCGGGUGGGGGAAGGAAGGGAGGAGCUCGACCAUCAAAAUGUGGGCAGCAGUGUGAUGCAGUUUACGUUUUCUGUCGUAACCCUAGUUCUAGGACGCGGCGCAGGAGCGGGUGGGGCGUGUGCCACCACCGCCUCUCCUUGGCACCCGCCGCCCCGUGGAGCGCCCCCUUCUCCACCCUGGCCUCUCUGCGGGAGGCACAAGCGAUGUGGCACCACAUUCUCACCUGGAAACUCCAAACUCUUUUAGAAAAAUAAAUAUUUAUAGACCUCUUUUAGAUAUUUUAAUAAAGGAUCCUUUGGAAUUUAUUCCCAGCCAAUGCUGUUUUGAUAUUACAGAGAGUUAUAAAAUCAGGAUGCGGUCACAACUGUUGCGAAGUAUACACCGAAGUUGUGUCGUUUUUGCCACUAGAUGAGAUUAAAAGAAGACAAUUGUUCAAAGCCAUCACAAAACGCUCUAAGACUGACCAAAAUUUAGAUGACCCUUGAACUGCGGUCUUUUGCCACAUCUGUCUGUGAGACACAGCACUCUGCUGCUGCCCUUCCAGAAACCGUGCUGAAAAGACAAAGUCCAAAAGACUCUAAAUGAAAACCUCAAUGCCGUUGAGGACGUGUUUCAUUCUGGUGGUCUGUUUUGCAACCUUGAUAACACAGAACGUCCCGUGCCGUUGUAAGUGUUGUAGAGAUGUGGGCUGUGGCCGGCCGUCCUACCCGAGACGCGACCUGGCACAAAACAAACUGCUUCUCCUCCCUCCAGUCCGAAGCCUGUGGGCCAUGGAGGUCGGACACCCAGCCUGUCCAUCUGUAGACGAGAUGUGUUUCUGGAUCCUUUGGAAAGCUGGGCGUGGGGUCAGGUGAUUGGAGGGCAGCAUUUGAGCCAGAGUGACCCUGUUCCCCAACCUGAAUCGUGGCCACGGCACAGGAAGUUUCCCCACUGGCUUUCCAGAGCAGGACUGUGGCCACCAUCUCUCCCUCCCUGUGUUUUAAGAAAAUAAUAGCGAUGGUCGUCCCACGAGCACCCGGCACCAAAAAGUAGAUUCAUCUAUCUAGAGACCCCAGCCCUCCUUCUUGCCAUCUUCUCUCUCAAGUUGACCCAGGUGCUGUUUCUGGAAGGCAUCUGCAACUCCCAAGUCCAGAACAAAGCGAGAAGGUUGAGUUCAUGGCAUGGCCACCAUACCCCAGCCUCUAAGUCUACCCUCCUGCCUCCCAGCGCACGACCUUUUGGGGAGCAAAGACUCCAUCCCCCCAACUCAGAGAAGCCCUUCCUCUAGCAUCUUCGUCGUCAGGGUCUCUGGCAGGAGAGUUCCCAGUUUGGAUGGAACCGCCAUCAUGUUGGUUUUCGACUCUCUCCCUCUCUCUCUCUCUCUCUCUCUCUCUCUCUCUGUCUCUCUCCCGUUUUUAUUUCUUUUCCUUUUUCAAACUCUCUGUGGGAAGGCUGAGUUGGUUGACUCCCCAGCUGAAUCCAGAAUGACGAUGAAAAGGUGGCCAUAAUCGGUACCAAUCCAAUGCCAGGGGGAGACGGCUGGUGGGUCUCAAGGAUGCAGCAAGCAUUUCGAAACGAGGCCAGUAAAACCCAGUGAUCAGAAGGGGACAAUUGAGGGCUGUUCCAGAAAUCUCAACUCUCAUGCACCCAGCCCAGGCUGCAGUCUCCACACCAAUCAGUGAAGAACAACGCAAACCCUGCAGGAAAACGUCCUUUUCCAUACACCCAGGCUAUGCAUUGAAGAGUUUUCCACUGUAUACAUUUUUAUCCAGAGGAAGGUAUUUUUAUAUUUUGACAAUAGGAAACAGUGACCAAUUUUCAGAGUAAUCAAAUCUGGAACAAACGAAACGUCUCCUUUUAGCCACCGCCGCCCUGUCACAAGACAACCGUGAGGGAAACACACCGCUUUCUACUGUCGAAACCCAUCCAACAUUGAAACCCAGGCUCACCCGUAGACUACAGAUCUUAGAGGACUAAAUCUGGCUUUUGUGUGACGGGAUUUGAUUAAGCACUUAGGAUAGUCUUUUGAACACAGAAAUCCUGUUGUACUUAAAGCUAGCAGACCCAUGAACAACUUUGUCAGGUUCACGUCCUAUAACGGUAAAAACAAAACAAAAACCCACAAAACCGUUUCUAUGAGAGAUUGAUGAACUUUGUUUAAAAUUUUAAAAACACGUUCUGUAAACGCGUCGCUCAAUACAGAAUUGUAUAAUAAUG